Molecule: messenger RNA, 918 nt
Organism: Eimeria acervulina
Lineage: Eukaryota; Apicomplexa; Conoidasida; Eucoccidiorida; Eimeriidae
Exons: 1
Coding region: 1-918 (305 amino acids)
Source: RefSeq, a predicted model, not a curated record
AUGAUGUGUCUUUUGUCUACACAGAAGGCAGCAGCAGCAACUUUAACGCUGCUGCGGCGGCUGCCAACGCCAGCAGCAGCAACAACAACUGCAGCAGCAGCAGCAACAACAGCAACAGCAGUAACUGCAGCAACAGCAGCAACAGCAGCAACAGCAGCAGCAGCAGCAGCAGCAGCAGGGACAGCAUUCCACUUUGACCUUCAAUUCAAAAGGGCCUUAGCGACGGCAACGGCUACAACGGAUGCUGCUGCAGCAACAUCUAUUGCAGCAGUAACAGCAGCAGCAGCAGCAGCAGCAACAGCAACAGAAACAGCACGGCCUCUGGAGCAGAAGCUCCUGUGGGGCCCAGCAUGGGGGCCCCUAAGCAGCAGAAUAUCAGGGCAAGCCCAAGGGCUGUCCCUCUGCAGCGACGUUUGUUUGUUUCGUAAGCUUCUAAACAUGCAGCAGCAGCAGCAGCAGCAACAGCAAGCACAGGACUAUCUGCAGCAACAAAGUUUUUGGUUUGAUAGGCCUCAGGGCUUCCUUGACAGCACUUUGCUGCAGCAGCAGAACCUGCUGCAGCAGCAGCAACAGCAGCAGACCCUAUGGACCCAUUCUCCCCGGACGCCUCCUCCUUCCCUGCAGCAUCAGCAGCAGCAUCAGCAGCAGCAUCAGCAGCAGCAUCAGCAGCAGCAGCAGCAGCAGCAGGGUCUGCUGCUGCGGCGUGAUCGUGGUGGUAAGUUAAAGACAAAGUUAAGGAGAACAGAGAGAAGACGAAGAAAAGCAGAGGCCCUAAAGAGACGUCUGGGGCCCCUCAACCCUAUGCAAAACUCAAAAGUACAGGGGGGCCCCCCUGGGGGGCCCCCUGGGGGGCCUCCUGGGGACCCUGGGGCCCCUGGGGGCCCCUUGGACUUAGGCGAUGUUUUGAUUGUACGCUAG